AUGCCUCCCAAAAUACGCUCAAAACCCGCCGCACCCAAGAAGAAGGACGAAGAGCAGGAGACCUCCAAACCCGCCAUCAAGAAACUUGACGCGAGUGUAGACAACCCGCCGCAGGUCUUCAUAUUACCCCGAGACACUUCAUCAGAUGCGCGAAUAGCGACAAUACCUAAUCCCUCGACCGACGUACCGAAUCGAUAUUUGGUGUGCCCGGAGAGAGGCUUCUACGAAUUCACCAAAGUCGCAGCGCCGAAAAGCCAGCAAAGGAGUUGGCUGUUGGCACCAGACGGCGAACAGAAGCCUGAUGCAAGUGAGAGACAGGAGAAGGAUGAGUGUGAGGAUGAGAAAGACAGCAACGCGGACGUUGGGUACGUACUACAGGCUCCAGAUAUGUUGGUCGCAACACCUGUGGAUCCGCUAUUUCUCCUGCUUCCUUCCUUGGCGGGCGACGGCAAGAGCAUAGGACAAGAAUACCUCGCGUCUUCAGACUACAUCUCAAGCCUCAUGGAGUCGUCACGUCAACUGUCACAAGUGCUGCAGCCGCGGAUAGAAGGCCACCUGGGACGGACAGUGGAGAGCCGAUUGGACGCAGUAUGCGAUUGCAUGGAUAUGGGUGAAGAGAAGAUGUAUGCUCUGUCGCUGCCAAAGCUUGUCAAAGAACUCGUCUCCAAGGCCAAGAGGAUGACGAGUCGAGGUCUGCCGGCCAGCUUGGAGGAGCGAUUCGUCAAGCAGGCUUUGGGAACACCAGUCUUGAGCAUCAAGCGGGAGGAGAGCAGUAUCAGUAUCGCUACGGAUGACUCGUCCGCUGGUGCUGAGAGUCAAUCUGCUUCUGAAGCUCAAUCUCAGGAGACAGAUGCCUCGGGUACGACAACAGCUACUGUGUCGACAUCUGCCACAUCAGUCUCCGUGGGCUCAACGGGUAAUGCUCAAAGUGCCCCAGAGGAGAUCACGAAUUUACUUCGGCUUCGUAUCGCGAUAAACUUCAUCACGACUUCGUACCUCUCGCCUGCUUUGCGAACAAGACUCGAGCCCGUCUUCUCGGAUAAAAAGAUUACAGAGAUCGACUUUUCGCCUCUAGACAAGCACCUUGCCCACAUUGCCUCGUUGAAGAAGGAAGCCCAGGCCCUUCGAUCAUUGAGUGACAACAUAUCCCGCAAAAGAAGCACAAUGGACGACGACGAGGCAAUAGGCAAGGCAGAGGCGAAGAAGCGCAAGAAGGAAGAGGAGGAGAAAAACAAGAAGAAUGUCUCUCUUGGCAUCAAGAAACUCGCCAAAGCGGAUACAAGCGGCAUGAAGAAGAUGAGCAGCUUCUUCACCACGGCUCCGGCCAAGAGGUAG
Lecanosticta acicola is the source of this 1335-nucleotide messenger RNA. Lineage: Eukaryota; Fungi; Ascomycota; Dothideomycetes; Mycosphaerellales; Mycosphaerellaceae. The record is from the annotation of a GenBank genome assembly.